This is a messenger RNA of Entamoeba invadens IP1, 1203 nucleotides long. RefSeq lists its product as hypothetical. The transcript has a single exon. Bases 1 to 1203 code for a protein of 400 amino acids. The record is from RefSeq and is a predicted model, not a curated record. Lineage: Eukaryota; Evosea; Mastigamoebida; Endamoebidae.
AUGCUGACUUUUCUUAAGACGUAUUUCACGACUUCACGUGCCCUCAUUGGACCUGAAUUUGUUAUACUUCCUCUUCUCUUUGUUGACACAGGUGUGAUGUUUCCAAUCAUUGCGAUUAUGUCAGUGAUUAUCUCGACGAUUUCAUUAUAUUUGUAUCGAGUAGUUCAACAGAACUGUGACCUCACAUUAAUUAACGACCUUUCGAGUUUCUGUGGUGGGAAAAAGGUGUUGUAUGCCUCGCGGAUCUUUGAUUUGAUCUAUCGAGUGAUACAAAUUGGGUUCAUCUUCUCGAUGUGUGCGACUUCGGUCCAAGACUUACUCUUCACCCUUCCCAACUCGAGUCGAAGUCAACUCUGGAAGAGUGAUGCGUGUGUUCGAAUAGUGUUGUACACCCUUUCUUAUCCCCUUUUACUCUUCUUGUGUCAUUCAAAAACAGGCAAGAAGGUAGGAACUAUUAUAGCGUACUUGUUCCCUGUCCUUUACUUGAUACAACUCAUCUUUUCUAUUGCAGUGAUUUGCUUCUUCGGCUUCCGAGAAGUCGACAUCCUCCACUCCAUCCAACACGACUUUGGAGUUAACGACAUGUCUGCGUUGUAUGUGGUCUUUUUGUGUAUCUUUGCGCCAUUCAAAUUUCAAAAUGAGUCGACGGGAGAGAACACGCCCGCGGAGUUUGUGUCGUAUGCGACAGUUCUCCUCUUUGGUGUUGCCUACGGAUUUUGUGUUGGGUCUGCACUCACAAUGGCGAACCCGAUUCCAUUCAGUUCAUUCAUGUUCACACUAAGGGAGUAUCCCGUCUUCUUUGUGUCUGCUGUGACGAUUAAUAUCAUUGCAGUGAUCAUCUUUCUUGUGCAAAUUCCUCCGAUAGUGUCGACUAUGGUGGAGGACAUCGACUGCAAUUUCUUUGCGUUGUGGAAACCAAGCUUUCUUCGGAGAAGCGUUGUCGUGUUUUCUAUAAUAUCCACAAGCGGACUUCUUUCAAGCGUCAUAUGGACGUGUAAGGAGCAAAUGAUACUGAAUGGGAGCUUAUCGGGGUCUUAUUUUGUCCACUUCUUGCCAGCUACUGUGGCUGUCUAUGUCUCCAAAAGUAAAACUACUAAAGCCGUUGGCUUCUUUUUAAUAGUGAUUGGUGUUGUGUUUUGUGCUUCUGGAUGUACCGAAGUCUUCAUUGAUUUUGUGGAGAAUGUUGUGAACGAGUUCUUGUAA